ACCGGUGGUAUGGUGGCCGGGAAGAGGAAGAUGAAAGGUGGGAAGUCAAGGUGAACCAAGGGAGGUUCCGGACAGGUGCUGUGGGGAGCGGAACUCCAUCUCCCACGAGGCCUUGUGGGGAGACUGGGCGUGACCUGGCCAGGUCUCCUCUGGGCCUCACCUGGUGGGGAGAGUGUGAGGGCCUGGCCUGGGUCGGGGCAGAAUGGCAGCAAGCCCAGCAGAGACGGGGGCGGGGGGCGGAAGGCUGGAGCAGCAGACAGACCAGAAAUCGACACUGAGACCCAAAGGGAGGAAUGUUGGCAAGAAAUACGGUGCCAAGGCCUGGGGAGUGGCUGAAAGGGUGGGGAUUAGAAACGCAGGAGCAAGGGGACAGAUUGAGAGCCCAGAGUCCCUGUCACCAUCUCCUCUCCCUGCUCCCAGCCCUCAACCCCCACCCCAAGCAGGAUGCAGUUACCAUGACAACCUGGCCAGCCAGAAAGGAGGGCGGGGGACUGCAGAAGAAAUUUUCCACAUCAGCAGGAAGGGAGGAGGGUGUGAUGCACAGAAGGAACUGGCCCAUACAGUGGGGGCCACGCAGGAUCUCUGGGACCCCAAAACAUCAUGUCCACCACCCCCAGGAUUCUCACCCUGCCCCCACCCAGCAAACUGGCCCCCACACCUCUGGGCCACUGUGGGAAAGGGGGAAGGCUUGAGAGAGGCUCAAGGGUCAAAUGUCCAAAGAUCAGCAGCUGCCCAGGACAGUCCCUGGUGUCCCACCUGCUGACUCAGGGACCGGAACUGGGUCUAGAACUUGUUUUUGUCUGGAAUCGUGACCCGGGACGAAUGGCAGGGACCGUGCCCCAGUCCCUGCAGCUCCAGAACCUCGAUGCCCUUGGGGAGAGGCACCCUGACCUUGUGGUAGAAGUGGCCCAUCCCAAAAUAAUCCAUGAAUCUGGAGCACAGAUUCUGCGCCAUGCCAAUCUCCUGGUGGGGUCCCCCUCAGCCCUGGCCAACCAGGCCACAGAGCAGCAGCUCCUGGAAGCCUCGAACCGCUGGGACCAUGCUGUGUUCGUGGCCCGGGGAGCCCUGUGGGGCACUGAGGACAUCAGCAGAUUGGACUCAGCAGGGGGCCUCCAGAGCCUCCGUGUCACUAUGGCCACACAUCCAGAUGGCUUCCGGCUGGAGGGACCCCUGGCUGUGGCACACCACACUGGGCCUCGCACUGUGCUCUAUGAAGGUCCUGUCCGUGGGCUCUGCCCCUUUGCCCCCCGCAACUCCAACACCAUGGCAGCAGCUGCCCUGGCGGCCCCCAGCCUGGGCUUCGACCGCGUGAUUGGGGUGCUUGUGGCCGAUCUCAGCCUCACAGACAUGCAUGUGGUGGAUGUGGAGGUGAGCGGACCCCCAGGCCCCACGGGACGAAGCUUUGCUGUGCACACCCACAGAGAGAACCCCGCCGAGCCAGGCGCAGUCACCGGCUCUGCCACUGUCACUGCCUUCUGGCGCAGCCUACUGAGAUGCUGCCAGCUUCCUUCCAGGCCGGGAAUCCACCUCUGCUGAGAAGUCUCCCGCCCCCAAACAGCCAGAGGACACCCUCCUCUCCUUUACCAGCUCCCCCACCACCAUUGUCCUGCUGUUUCCCAGGACUCAGUUUCCCCGGACCUCCCUCCUGUCUCAGUAAAAACUGGAGG
Messenger RNA from Phyllostomus discolor (pale spear-nosed bat), 1667 nucleotides. RefSeq names its product aspartate dehydrogenase domain containing (gene ASPDH). Gene Ontology annotation, molecular function: L-aspartate dehydrogenase [NAD(P)+] activity; NADP binding. The coding region runs from base 601 to 1536 and encodes 311 amino acids. The transcript is spliced from 7 exons. Gene Ontology annotation, biological process: NAD+ biosynthetic process. The record is from RefSeq and is a predicted model, not a curated record. Lineage: Eukaryota; Metazoa; Chordata; Mammalia; Chiroptera; Phyllostomidae.